AUGCCCCCAAUCUCCUACCUCUUCGCCUGCGAGUGGUGUCUGCGCCAUUUUCGGCAGCGCGCAGCGCUCGUGGCGCAUAAGCUUCACAACCGCCAAUGCCGUCGACAGAGGGCGCGUGUGCUGCGUUUCGGGCGUCGCUGGAUGUCGCGUCAGGCUGAUGACUCCGAUGAUGCUGGUGAUGCUGCUGGACGUGACAGUCCGUCUCACGGCUCGAACGUCCAUGACCCUUCUCUUCCCAUGGAGGCCGACACAACGCAAGGAUCUGAGGCGCUCGGCGCGCCUGAGAGUGCAUCUGACGAGGAGGGAGACGAGCACAGCGAUGAGGACAGCGAUGAUUCGGUUGACGAGUCAGGAAGCGAUGAAGACAGCAGCGAUGACGAGGAUUCUGGCUUUGACACCCUCUUGGAGAUCUAUCGGUUCAUCGUUGGCUGCAACGGUGGUCGUGGCCUUUCGGACAAAGGCGUCGCGUGGCUGUGCAAGAUGUUGCGCGACCCCCGCUUCGAUCCCAGCGAGGUGCCGCGCUGGCGGUCUCGAAAUGCUGCGAACAAGUACGGGCUUGCACUGCUGACUGCGCAACGAGAGUACGUGAAGAAGGAGCUCCGGAUUGAGGGCUACGAUCACACGUUUGAAGUCCUCUGCACCGAACCCGUGGCUGCGGUGCUGGAGCUGUUUGGGCACCCCGAUAAUGCGGAGGGGUUCCAGCUAUUUGCGCAGACUGUGAACUCCGGUGCUGGUCGGAUCUACAACACCCCUGCGAAUGCGACAUUCUGGGAAGAGGCUCAGGACUGGCUGAACAUACUGUUUGGGGAGGGACAGGUGGUUGCUCCAGUCAUCAUCUCGAGUGAUGCCACUGUGCUCAGUGGGAAUGACAGGAUCAAAGUGUGGGCUGUCUACAUAAGCCUUGCGAACAUCGCUCUACGCCGUCGCUGGCUUGACACUGGCCGGGUGCUGCUCGCACUCCUGCCGAUGCCACCCUCAGACAUGACGGGGGAGCAGAAGAUGCAGUUGUUCCAGGAGUCCAUGAAGCUCGUGCUUGCCGACCUCAUUCUGGCCUCACACACGGGUCUCGCCGCUAAGGACCCCUGGGGUGACGACCGAUUCAUCUGGCCGCUGCUGUUCUCAGUCGUCGCCGACUAUCCGGAGACCUGCAAGGUCUCCUGCACCAUGCAGCAGGGCAGCAGGAGGCCGUGCUCUAUGUGUUACGUGGAGCGGGCCCAUCUCCGCGACAUGGAUGCAGCGAUGUCCGACAGUCGGACGGUGGUGCAGCAGAAGGACCUUAUGGAUGAUCGUAGCAAGGCACAUGACUACUCGACCUUCCGUGUCGCAUCCUUUCUCUGGGACUGGAACUUUUCGAUGACGCCAUGGGGCAACACCUACCUCUCCAUGAUGCCGGACAUCCUUCACGCGCUGUACCUCGGGUUCUGGAUCUACGUACGCAGCGCUCUGCGUGGCAAGGAUAACCAGGCCGACAAGAAGGAUUGGAGGAUGGUACAACUCCACUCCGGCGCCCGUCUCGCUGGAGUGAACCAGACUCCUUCCGAGAUCUACUGGGCGUCCGGCGCGAACUUCACCGCGAUGGAACACGCAGGCGUCAUGAUGGUCACUCCGUUUGUGGUGGAGGGCACCGGCACAGUGGCGAGCCGCAAGACGCUCGUGGCCAUUCUUGAGUGGCACGAAACCUAUGUCCGGGCGCCAUACCACACCAACCAAACUCUGAGCGAGUUUGACACCGCGACACGCAGCAUGGUGCGGAACGUGGAGAGCCACUUUCCACGCCUCGGAGACGGCUGGAACCUCAUAAAGGUGCAUCUCCUGAUGCAUCUUCCCGAGGCCAUCAAGAGGGGUGGCCUUCCGCGCGAGUUCUCGGCGGCGGUGUACGAGAACGCCCACAUCAAGACGUGCAAGGUCCCCUUCAGAGCGUCCAACCGCAGGCAGCACGCGAUGGCUAUCGCGCGUCACAACGCGUCUGCAGCGCAGCUCACCCGUCUGCCAAGCAGCAUCGAGCCCGCCAGGCGAUACGAUACCGCAAUGCAGCGGGCGAUUGCAUCUGGCCGACCUCAGCUCAACAGGAACAAGGCACGCAUGCUGGGGAGGACCAACUCCCCGGCUGGUCCGCAGGACCUGUACUCUGCGUACGAUGCAGCCCUUGAAGAGGGCAUUGGGCCAUACGCCUACGUGAUGCGCCAGCAUGGCUUGGUGCCAUUCCCGGCAUGGGUUCACACGGCGCUGGCUCUCCCUCCCCGUGAACUCGACCACUCCAUCGUCAAGCCGCACUAUGUGCAUGCAGUGCCGGUGCUGCAUGGCGAGGCGGCGUUCUCCUUCGUCGAGUUCGUGGACGAGCAGGGGGAAACCCUGCAUGGACGCGUCCACCUCCUUCUGUCCGUGGCGUCCGCUUGUGCCGCUGAGGACGAAGAGGACCGUGCGGUGGCGUUUGUCCGGCGCCGGAUCCCACAGAAUGUCGAUGAGUGCACGGGGUGCAUGAUCAUGCACCCUGCCGUCUUCGACAAUGGGUACCACGUGGUGCCCAUUGAUGCAAUUCAGAAGACCGUGCAGUCGUUUGAGCACCCCACCCGCUGGUUUCUGAACAAGUGGGCGCAGGGUUGCCGCGAGGAGCCCCGUUGUUGUCUUGUCCCGCCCACCGUUUGCAAGGAUGGCAUGAAUGCAGGCACCUGUGCACUUUGA
This is a messenger RNA of Closterium sp. Naga37s-1, 2682 nucleotides long. The record is from the annotation of a GenBank genome assembly. Lineage: Eukaryota; Viridiplantae; Streptophyta; Zygnematophyceae; Desmidiales; Closteriaceae.